CUUUCCCCACAGAAGAAUGCAAAGACAUGGGAAUAAUAGAAGAAUUCAAAGACCGGAGAGGUGCAAAUUUUGAGUUAUCACGUUCCGGAAUCAAGGAAAUCCAAAGUGUGGGAAUUAGGAAAAACCAAAAUAUCGAUCCUUUUUAAUCUGUCUAUUCCUUGAUCCUCAUCCUGUAAUCAGUCUAUAAUUUAUGGUACCCAACUCCAGUUUCAGCUUGGCAUCCCCAAUGUUGUCUCGUUUGUUUUCCAGAAAUUGGCUCUCUCCCAAGGAGUUUCUGAUUCUCAUUUUCGUCUUCAAAAUCAGUGGUUUGUACAAGAAGCUCCAAUGAUUUUAAAGUCUCUUACCUGGUUAACUCAUGUGGGCUUUACCUAGAAGCCGCCAUUGUAGCAUCCCACAAGGUAAAGCUUCCAUCUUUCAAGAAACCAGACUCCGUUUUAGCGCUGCUGAAACACUAUGAAUUCUCGGAAACCCAGAUCUCAACUCUUAUGCGGAGACACCCAUAUGUUCUGGUGGCAAAUGCCCAGGAAACCCUUUUGCCAAAGCUCGAGUUUUUGUGCUCCAUAGGAAUGUCAAGGCUCGACCUUGCAAGAACACUGGCAAACAACCCAAUUGUUUUGAUGCGGAGUUUGGAAUACCAAAUUAGACCCUCUUAUACCUUCUUGAAAAAAGUGGUGCUCUCUGAUGUGAAGGUCGUGGAUAUUUGGAAGCGCAACCCAUGGAUUUUCAGGGGAAAUCUGUUCAAGAAUGUGAUACCCAAUAUUGAGCUUGUGAGAGAAUUGGGCAUGCCCCAGUCCUGUAUUGCCCUGUUGCUAACAUAUUAUGCUAAUAUUGUGAUGAAAAAGCCUGAUUUCUUCAGUCAACUUGUGGGUGAGGUCAAAGAAAUGGGAUUUGACCCUCAAAGGUCGAGCUUUGUGCAGGCCAUGCAUGCAUUAUCUGGAAAAGAGACGACAUGGAAACUCUGUCAAGAGGCUUAUAGGAGGUGGGGUUGGUCUGACGAGGAUAUUCUUGAUGCCUUCAGGUCGCAUCCGCUGUGCAUGAUGAAGUCAGGGAAGAAAAUAAUGGAAACAAUGGAUUUCUUAGUGAACAAGAUGGGGUGGCAGUCACAGAAGAUUGCAAGGUCUUCCAGGGUUUUGGGUUACAGCUUGGAGAUGAGAAUCAUCCCAAGGUGUUCCGUUGUUAGAAUUUUGUUGUUGAAAGGAUUGAUGAAAGAGGAAGAGUUGAAUAUGAAUACUAUUAUUACUACGUAUUUACUUCCUGACUAAGUUUGUGAGCAGAUAUCUCAACCAAGUACCUCAAUUGUUGAAUGUGUACCAAGGGAAAGUGGAUUUUCAGUAUGUAUGAUCUUGGUGACACAGUUCUAGGGUCAUAGUGUUGAAUCCGGAGGUGCUACUAGAAACAAUUGCAAAAUA
Rosa chinensis is the source of this 1409-nucleotide messenger RNA. RefSeq lists its product as uncharacterized. Gene Ontology annotation, biological process: regulation of DNA-templated transcription; chloroplast organization. NCBI's taxonomy places the organism in Eukaryota, Viridiplantae, Streptophyta, Magnoliopsida, Rosales, Rosaceae. The record is from RefSeq and is a predicted model, not a curated record. The coding region runs from base 486 to 1262 and encodes 258 amino acids. The transcript is spliced from 2 exons. Gene Ontology annotation, cellular component: chloroplast. Gene Ontology annotation, molecular function: double-stranded DNA binding.